AUGGCGCCUCUAACAGCUCAGGAGAUUAUCGCUCAUCCAGCAUAUGAGACUGUAGACUGGAAACUCCCUCCCACCACCUCGGGACGGGCCCUGGUGGCUCAGAACAGGCGCGGGGGCCCGAUCAACCUGAACUACGAGAUCCAUGGCACGGGACCCGUGAAGCUAGUUUGGAUCAUGGGCCUAAAUGCCGUCCUGAAAGACUGGAAGCGCCAAACUAAGUACUUCGGCCACCUCAACGGCUCGAAAUACUCCUGCCUUGUCUUCGAUAAUCGCGGGGUAGGCCAAUCCGACAAACCCACCUGCUUCUACUCCACAAGCGAGAUGGCCCGCGAUGUCGUGGACCUCGUCAGCUCGCUGGGCUGGAUCGACCUGAAAGCUCCCGCGACACGCGCCAUCCACGUCAUCGGCGCCAGCAUGGGCGGGAUGAUCGCCCAGGAAGUCGCAAUGCUCAUCCCGGACCGACUCGCCAGCCUGACGCUCUGCUGUACGGCUCCGCGACUCGUGCGCACAACGCCCUUUCUCGAGAACCUGCAGCAGCGCGCGAGCAUGUUCAUCCCGCGACAUGUGGACGUGGAGAUUGACCGCAUCGCGGCGACGCUGUUUGCGAGUGAGUUUCUGGCGCAGCCGGAUACGGAGAAUGAGGAUCCGGCGUUGAAUUUUCCGACGAGGAGGGAUCGCUUUGCGGCGGGGCAUUUGAGGAAGAAGGCGGAUACGGAGUCGUAUACGCCCAAGGGGUUCUUGUUGCAGGUGACUGCUUGUUACUUUCAUCAUAAGUCUCCGGAGCAGUUGAGGGCUCUGGGGGAUGCGGUGGGUAGGGAGCGGAUCCUUAUUUUGCAUGGGACGGAGGAUCGAAUGCUUACGUUUCGUCAUGGGGAGCUUUUGAAAGAGGAGAUUGGGGAGGGGAUUACAUGGAAGGGUUUUGAAGGCGCCGGGCAUAUGCUGGGGUGGGAGACGGAGCAUGAGGUGAAUCAGUCGAUACAGGAAUUGGUGGACCAGUUUAGUUGA
This is a messenger RNA of Aspergillus lentulus, 1005 nucleotides long. Its product is annotated as alpha/beta fold hydrolase. NCBI's taxonomy places the organism in Eukaryota, Fungi, Ascomycota, Eurotiomycetes, Eurotiales, Aspergillaceae. The record is from RefSeq and is a predicted model, not a curated record.